Molecule: messenger RNA, 5611 nt
Organism: Heterotrigona itama
Lineage: Eukaryota; Metazoa; Arthropoda; Insecta; Hymenoptera; Apidae
Source: the annotation of a GenBank genome assembly
AAGAAAAAAAAAAAAAAAACGCAGUUACUUUUUGGCUAAGCUAACAUUUCAAAACAUUUGAUUAAUAACAAAUAUUUGAGCACCAUUCAUUGAAUAAUAUUCAGUAUUUGUUACAAACAUUGAGAACAAAUUAUCUUCGUUCCUAUAUAUAUAUAUAUAUAUCGUAAGUUUUAUUCUGUCUGAAAUUUUGUUUCUGAGACUAGUAAUGUGAGCACAUUCCGAAUUCCAAACAGAGCCUACUUUUCGAUCCCUGGUCAGAGAAGUUUCCACUCGUAGUAGCGCAUGGCAUUUGAAUUUUCGAUCCGAUGGAAACGUGUCUCGCCAGUCGACCGCGUUCAAGUCGAUGAGACACGAUCGAGAGCGACGAGCUUCAGAUAUUCACGCGCAGAACAUAUCGAACGUAAUCGGGAAAAUGCGGAAAUCCAGCGAGGCUGGAUAGUUCGAGUCGGUGGGAGCCUGCGUUGCGACUGCGGUGGGUGGUGGGAGACCACACGAGUCGAGUCUGAUAGAAUAGAAUCGUCAGGCGUACAACCAGAUCAACUCGAAAGAUCAUCAAAGCGUAGAUGAGACAUGGGCGAUAUUCUGCGAAACUGGCUGCAAGCUAGGCUAGGCAUCCUGAUCGACUUGACGCCGGAUGUGUUCGGCCACUACACCAGAGAUGGUUCGUUGCUCGCGCAGAUCCUCCACAACUACGACGUGAUCAACCGCGACCAGCUAGAGACGAUCGUCGCCACGCAGGACCCGGCCCUCUGUCGAGUGAACCUGAAGCACCUGAGGAUCUGGCUGAGGUUCGUGGGCAUCGACUUCGACGACGAGAGCAUCGACGAGAUCUCCUGCGGCAAGGGCACCACCUCGUUGCGCCUCUUCUACAAGCUGUACCUCUGCCUGGAGACCAAGGACAGACUGCACUUCGUCACGCUGCAGAAGGAGAGGCAGAGGUUGCUGCCCGGGUCGAAGAAGUUCGAGGUGACGAGAGUCUGCGAGGAUCCUCCGCCGUACCAGCCCCCGGAGCAUCCUUUGUCGGCGAAGCUCGCCAAGGGCAGGGACGUUGUCGACUGCCAUCGUGCCAAACUAUCGCCGGCGAUACUUAUGAAGUUUCGUCCAGGGCGAGAGAGACUCGAGGCUCGCCACGUGGAGCAGCAACCCGUCGUCGUCGUUGAUCGCUGUGUACCCGAGAGUGCAGAAACGUUGCUGAGGAUGAAACAAGAACAGAGCGAGGAGCUGGAUCGGUUUGCUCGUCGACACGUCGUACGACGGAGGAGGCCGAAGAAAGAUGAGCAGGAGGAUGAAAGCGCCGAGAUCGAAGAAAAGGUGGAACGGGAGAGGAGAGGGAAACGAUGCGACAGGGAGAAAGAGGACGCGAGCAGCGAGGAACUGAAAGUGAAAGCGAUGAGGAAUGACCCGGAGAUGGCCAGGUUGUACGUCGAGUGGUUGAAGAAUCGGAGAGAACGCGCGACGACCGCCGCCGCUCUGAAAUCCAACAUGCAGAAGGCUUUGCUCGCCGAGCUGUGGGAACGAAUGGCGGCGAGACAAGAUAGAACGUUCGACGAGGCGAUCGCGAGUCGCGUGCUCGACCAGUCGAGGUACGAGAAGCAGAUCGUGACGAAGCUGUGCGAGGUGCGCGAGCAGAAGAACGUGAUGGCGGAGAACCAGAAGGUCAUGGAGGACAUCACGUUAGAAGCGAAGGAGCUGGAGCACAGGGCGAACUACGAGCGUGCUCAGGACUUGAGAAGCAAACGGCAGAAGGAGAUCGAGACCGAGUGCGCGAGGGUGUGCGAGCUGCGGCGGAGACUUCGCCUGGCGAAGAUACGAAAGAUACGCGAGAAACACUGGACACUCUGCAGAGAGGUGGUCGAGGACCUGGCGACCAUCGCGUUGAACGUUGCUGAUCAUCGACGAGUGAACGACGGCCACGUUCCGUUGAUGCUCCUCAGCGAGUGGAAGACGUUGUUUCUCAAGUCUCGGCCGAUCUUCGACGAGGAGAUACCUUACGACGCACGACAGCAGCGAGAAGAGUUGGAUCUGUUGCUGAAAUCGGACGUGUGGAUGAAGAUCGGCAAGAUCGACGUGCUGCGGGACGUUCUGUUCGACGAUUAUUUGGAAACGAAGCCACCCUGGGACGAGUCGUUGCCGGAGAUCGGCGAGGAAUUGCGGGAGAUCGCGAGGCUGGGUCGCCUGGUGCUCGGGCACGUCGCGCAUCGCCUUCUCGACGGGCUGUAUGCCAAACCUUUGGACCGGUCUCAGAUUCUACUGUCGAGAUUCAAGAACCUGGCGAUUGUUCUAGGGAUUGAGAAGACCUCGGUUUACGAGCUGCUUCGAGCCGUGCUCGAUCGGUCCGGUAUUCGAACGGUGAGAAUGGAAGACGCGAUCAAUCACUGUCUCGACCGGUAUGUUGAAAAUUUUCUGACGGAUGGGUCCGAAGUACGCGCGGCAGAACCUCCGAUUCAGUGAAUGAAAGAACUUGCUUCAACGAAUUUAUUCAUUAUUCAUUCGUUGCUAAAUGUAUAUAGCCUACGCGUUAUAUACCAAAUGAUAGUGAACAGUCGUGAGUGUCGAGGAUCCAUCCGAAAUUAUCGCAACGAAUAGUCUCAACCGUUAUCGAAAAUACUCGAUCGUUAGAUACAAGCAAGAAAUGUCCGACGUUCGAUACAUCGACUCGAAUAUAAUCGCUGCAACGACGGAUGUUGUUCGAGAAUUGGAGAACGAGAAGAAACGAAUCUCAUGCGCGAGGUUCGCCAGACUGGUUAAACACUCUGACGAGGAGUCAACCUCCGUGUCGGAGGAGACGACGGGCAGGAGAAGUAAGGUUAAGAAGAAGUCGAUCGUUCCAACCAAGACCGGGGAGGAACAGGGAGAGUCGAACAUUCGCGACAAACAGACGCAAACUCCGAGGAACAUACCGUACGACGAUUUGGAUCCUGUGUUGACCGACACUGCGUGUAUUGGUAAAUGGGCCUACGAAUUCCUAACGUUGGGUGAGCCAAUCACAGAUGAUCUUGCGACUAAAAUUUUGAUCGAGUACUUGAAGAGCCUGAUGAACGCGAAAGGUUGGGUUUUAAUCGAUUAUCCGAACACUUACGAGCAAAUGUCGCGGCUGGAGACAGCACUGACAAGCUCUACUCCACCACCCGAGUCAAAGGAGCGCGAGUUGGAUGACAUUACCAUGGAGGAUAUCGAAACUUUGACACCGAGAAUCGUGUUCGAGGACAAGUCCGAUCCAUUCGCGUUAAACAGGCAGUCGAGACUAGUACCGGAGCCGAUGGCGAGACAACGCGCCGGCACCGCGAGUCGCACGUUCGCCACGCUCUUCGUUCGAGUGAAACAGCAAUCGAAACACCUCGAGACAGAGGGUCGAACUGACGAACUUUUGAAGGAGGAUGCGCCGUCGAUCGACAAGUUCUACGCGUCUCUCAAGAUCGCCCGCGUUUUCUACUACGCCAGUUUCGAUUCAGCGACGUUGAAGAAGCUGGUCAGACUCGUGAUCGGCGAUCUUCAGAGGAGAUCGUCCGAAGAAUUAUUUGGGGACGUGUUGAGCACGCUCGAGCGGGACGCGAAACACGGCGUGACUUCAUCGAAGGCAGCUGUCGUUCGACAGCUGGUAACCAAAGACAUGAUCGACGACGAUAAUGACGUUUACACGACGGAAGAGGAACCGAAGGACCUCGCGUUCGACGAUUCUCAGGUGGAAGUGGAACCACGAGAGGCCAAACCCGGCGAACCGAACUGGCGAUGGAUCGACUUCCCUUUGCCUCCUGUGUUGUUAGAGAACUCGGCGAGACUGUGGGAGAGCCUGGAAGAGACCUACAUCGACGAGUUGAAGCAACUGCUGUUCCUCAAGAGCGUUCACUCGUCGAGCGUCGCGCCGUAUGCCGACUUCGUGAAGAGGAACGCGCUGGACUUUGUCGAACGACCGGACAGCAAGCAGGAUCUGUUGCACCGGUUCCACCGAGCGUUCAACGCGAUCGACGAGGACGCUCGGCAGGACGCGGACGUCAAGUGCGAGCUGCACCGUCGCGUGGCGGAUUUUCAAACGGAGCUGUGGGAGAGCUGCGAUCGGAGGAGACGCGAGGCGGAGGACGUGCGGAAACGGCACGUCGACGAUCACUGGAUAGCUCGCGAGGCGGUGGUUUUAUACGACACGUACGUUGGUAUCGUUCAAGCGGAGAUCGAUCGAUGCGUCGACGCGACGCGUCUGCUGCACGACUACUAUCUAGGGAUGGCGAAGAGACCGCCGCGGGAAAUCGGCGUCUCGAAAGUUAUCCUAAACAGAAUUGGACUCGAGACGAGCAACGACACGGACGAUAGCGAACGGCAGAGUUCGAAGGAGCAGCCGAAUUUAAGUCACUCUUCGAAUCCUUAUAUAGCGGAUAAAUCGAUCGAGCGAAAGAAACGAGAACGAGUCAGAACCAGGGAUAAAUCGGCAACGACGACAACGUUCGCAACGCCUCCGGCUGCCCCCGAUCGCGAGUCUCUUCGUAAGGAGAUCGACGAUCUGAUGAUCGACAGACAGAAAAUCGUCGACGACGUGGAGAACGUUGGCCUGUUUCGAGGAAUCCUAGAGAACGUUCGAUACGCGAGAAGCAUCGUGGACGCGUCGCUUGCGGCAAGCAUCGAUUCGAUUAAAAGGGAGCAGAUAGCAGCUUCCGAGAAUAGAGACUCGGCCGAAGAUUCGAUCGUCGAGAAGAUGAGAUCGAGGGGGCAGGAUCUAGCGUUGGAGUGGCGGUACGCUGUCACCUACGAGACUGAAAGAGCUCGUCAGAAAUUGGACUCGAUAGAGAACGUGGCCCGACUGGAUGUUGGUUUCUUAUUGGCGACGUUGCAGAGGGCUUUCCACGGGAUUUACGACGCCAUCCUGGACAGGUUGAACAAACUUUGCUCUUUAACACGUCGAUCAUCGUCGAUGGCUCGUACUUUAACCCUUUGUUCUUCUUGUGGCAAUUUAAAAUGUCGAGUCACACUCAACAAAGGGUUAACGUACCAUAGAACGUACCAUAGAAUUGCUUUUAUGCGCGAAAUAAUAAGUACUAUAACUGUAUAAAUAAGUUGACACAUAGACGCCGCCCGGUAGAGGGAAGUUUAGAGAAGAAAUUAACCUCUUAGCUAUGCUUUUAAAAUUGAAUUAAAUUAUAAGGAAAUAACGUUAGAUGCCAUUUUGCCUCAGUCACAGUUCAGAUUUCAGUGGCAAAAUAAGCCUAAUGUUUAUCAUUGUAACUUUAAAAUUUAAAAAAAUACGGCAUCAAAAGAGUGGAAUAUAAACUCGGAAACAACAUUUGCGAAGGAUGUAGAGGCUAAUAUUGCGAUAUUGGCACUAAUGUUGACGAGGACCAAUAUUUUAGGAGAAAAUACGUAUAUUUUCGUCAUUUCAAAUCUUGUCACGCAAGCGACCAUAAGCAAGGAAAUAUUGAGAAACGAUAUAAAAAGAACUGGUCAAUCUCGAAACAUUCUAAAAUUCACAAAUACGUUUUACUAUUCCACAAAAUUGUCAUUACUUUUCCCGUAUAUACGAGUAUACACACAUCUCAACAAUAAGUCAUUCAUCAACUGAGAGGUUAACAGAGUGAGUCAACGUGUGAAUUAAUUUUACAACCGCCUGAAAAAAAAAAAAAAAAAA